Ixodes scapularis (black-legged tick) is the source of this 1526-nucleotide messenger RNA. RefSeq lists its product as uncharacterized. The transcript has 2 exons. NCBI's taxonomy places the organism in Eukaryota, Metazoa, Arthropoda, Arachnida, Ixodida, Ixodidae. The coding region runs from base 1067 to 1453 and encodes 128 amino acids. The record is from RefSeq and is a predicted model, not a curated record.
UGCAAAGUAUACGCCGACACUCAAAACAUCACUUGCUGCAUGAUUGAAGACCGCGUCUUUCUUGAUGAGUGUAUCGAUAGGGACCUGGCAUUCCUAAAGUCUAUACUGAACUCCAUGCACUAAAACGCAUGCAAAAGAGAUCUACUUGCAAUGAUCCCCCAGCUUGGCAAGCAAACUAUGUUUCUCGAAUUAAGUGCCAAUGAGAUCCGCUGACCACAUCUCGGGGUGCUCUGUCCUUUGAUCCGCGACAGUAACGGAGCCGAGAUCGGUGAUCCCAUGAGUGAACUAUGCUCCCUGUAGUGAGCGACUUACCGUGAAAUACCGGGCAAGCACCCACUCAAAAUUUAGAGAUGAUCGUUAAAAAAUAGGGAAUGGGCGCUUGUCCGGUCAUCAAUUUUACAUAUAAAUGGUCUGCACGUAUUUCCACAGGUCUUACAAAUAUGUGUGUGGGCGCUCAACGUGGAAUCGGCGGAUGCGCGGUAUUCUACGGUAGGUCAAUGAGGAUUCAUUCACUUGCUCUAUGUACUUCAACAAACUGGUGGGCGUGGUAUUGCGCAUUCUCAGCAGCGUGCUGCUGGCUACCAAUCCCUUCGGCCGCCACCGUGGCCUUGACUUCUUCAAGUGCAUUGAAUUCCAAAACUGCGGGAGUCUGCGCACCUACACACUGCUGUGGCUCGAGGCAGAUCCCCAGGAAUCCAUAUACGAGCACAUGCGUCUCAUCACAGGCUUGUGAUCGGUGUCUGCUGCUUACCUGCCCCACACCUACGCCAAUCAAGUCCACAACCAGACUUUCAAUGGUUGUAAGAAGAACGAUCUCGCACGGUGCUGUUGCUUCAAAGUUUCAUAUUGGCCGCUUGAUACCACUAGCGUGCUGCUACCUCUGAACAAAGGCGAUGCUUGUCGCGAUCACUGCAGAAAACGGGCGCUUCUACUGCAUGCCAAACUUGCUGAAAAAGCUUAUGCUGCUUUCGACGAGUUCCCCCUUGACAACCGCUUGACAUUGCUGGAGUAUUUGGACAUCAUCAGGGCCAUGUUUUGACGACCCACUGUGCUCUGCAAGUGCACCAUGACUGAGUUGUGGACGGACACCUUCAAUCCAUGGAUCGUCACUGUGCUCAACUCCAACAUGGAUCUCAAAUUCAUCAUCGACGGGUACUCCUGUGCGGCGUACAUUGUCGAGUAUGUAAACAAGAGCAAUUAUGGCGGGAGCAGCCUUCAUCGCCAGCUUGUGCAGCUGCAGGUGGACCAUCCAGAACUCGACUUCGUUGCACUAAUGAAGAAAGUCUGCAUCAACAUGCUCAACUCCACCGAGAUGUCUUGUCAGGAGGCAGCCUGGCAUUUGCUACGCCCACCCAUAUCGGAGACAAGCUGCAAAGUCGAGUUUGUGCCAACCAUGUGGGCCAGCGAUCGAGUCAAGAGCCACAAGGAACGAGAGGAGAUAGAUGCCGAGUGACUCGACGGCUGAGUCCGCCGACCUCUGGACCAUGUAUGAACAGCGCUUGCAGAACAUGGACGAUUUUUGCCUA